Molecule: messenger RNA, 7743 nt
Organism: Ctenopharyngodon idella (grass carp)
Lineage: Eukaryota; Metazoa; Chordata; Actinopteri; Cypriniformes; Xenocyprididae
Gene: cbfa2t3
Product: CBFA2/RUNX1 partner transcriptional co-repressor 3
Exons: 13
Coding region: 1341-3242 (633 amino acids)
Biological process (GO): negative regulation of DNA-templated transcription; DNA-templated transcription
Cellular component (GO): nucleus
Molecular function (GO): transcription corepressor activity
Source: RefSeq, a predicted model, not a curated record
UUUGUCCAUUUUCAACCCAACUUGGGUUGUUUUUUAACCCUGCAUUUUUACAGUGCACAGCUUACACAGUUAAAUAAAAUUGCUUUUUAAACAUUUAAUGAAUUUUGUAGAAUACAUACUAAUAAAUACUUGAGUUUUUUUUUUUCUUCCGCAAAUGAAAUAGUCCCUCUACAGCCAAAGCAUCAGGCCUUGAGUGCUGAAAGCCUGUAAUAAACACUGAACAUCAGGAAUAAACUGUAUCAUAGUGAACUGACAAGAGUUUACCCUCUUUUUUAAUCACUCCUUUUAAGGGUUGUUCAGUUCCAGCUCACCAGUCAUUGGUCGCCAUUCAAGUGAUUCAAGCAUUCCCAUCCCAGCAUCGUUGGGUUCCUGAUUAUGAAUGAUUAUAAACCCAGAUUCUGUCAAAUCUUACCCAACAGUCUCAGUCCAGAGUUUGCACUCUAAAAAUGUUAGAUUCUUUGGUCACACUUUAUAUUAGAGGCAAAACGACUUUGUUUUACUGUGAAAACGAGUUGUUAGUAAUUCCAGUCUCACUUGCUGUUACAGACCUACGUAACAAUGUUACAAAUUUGCAUAAUGCUAGCCUAUGGUCCUCAUUGGCUGCCAGUGAACAGCGUCUACUUUGCCCCGCCCUCAAACAUUGUAGUUGUAGCUGAGACUGGAAGAGUUUGGUUCAUGUUGUUCCUGUCGAGAAGAUGCUAUUUUUAGCGCUGCGAAUCCACUUUGAUGCACUUCCAAAGGAUGAGAUUGAUACGACACAUGCUGAAAGCAGUCAACCAAUCACAACAGACUGGGCCAUCUGACCAAUCAGAGCAGAGUAGCUCUCGGAAAGGAGGGGUUUAGAGAAAUUGAAUCUUCAAAUGAACCGUUUUCCGACUCUGAGGUGAUGUGCAAUGUAUAUUAUUGUUGAAAAAAAUAAAGUUUUUUCACUUUGGAUGCAUGUAAACCUAUUGUAGGAGACUCUAAAACAAAAUUAAGAAUGAUUAAAAUAGCAUAAAAGGGGAAAAAUAAUAUACCAUAGAAGAGCUAGAUAAGUUAUCAGAAUGUAUAUGUACAGUAUGUUUCAUGCUUAACCCAUCCAUUAUUUUUAACCCCUUCUCUUAAAGCUUUAGCUUCACAAUAAGACAAAGGCAUAGCAGGAGUGUGUAAGCAGUGUGUGUGGCCAUAGAAGGACCUGACAGGGUAGGACAGGCAGGGCUAUAACUUCCCAGCAGGGAAGAGGGCCAUAAACACUACAUCAAGGCCUGGGACAACCAGUCAUCCAUCUCCUAGACAUCCAGAAACCCAUCCUGCUGAAGACAGCACUCUAUUGAGGUAGCACAGGACAGAAGGCUGGAACGAUGCCAGAUUCACCUGCUGAUGUCAAAACCCAGCCCAGGUCAACUCCGCCCACAAUGCCACCUCCACCCCCUGCUGUCAGCCAGGCAGCCAAUCGCAAUGCAUCAUUCACACCCACAACAAUGCUGAACGGGAGCAGUCACUCUCCCACAACGCUAAACGGAGCUCCCUCAACCCCCAACGGCUUCAGCAAUGGACCGGCCACCUCCUCUACAGCUUCCCUACCAACCCAGCAGCUCCCGCCUGCCUGUGGAGCCCGACAACUCUGUAAGCUUAAGCGUUUCCUUACCACACUACAGCAGUUUGGCAACGACAUCUCACCCGAGAUUGGAGAACGUGUACGCAGCCUGGUGCUGGGGCUAGUGAACUCAACUCUAACCAUUGAAGAGUUCCACUCCAAACUUCAGGAAGCCACAAACUUUCCCCUGCGUCCAUUUGUCAUUCCAUUUCUCAAGGCUAACUUGCCCCUCCUGCAGAGGGAGCUGCUUCACUGUGCUCGGAUGGCAAAGCAGACCCCAGCACAGUAUCUGGCCCAGCAUGAACAGCUGCUGCUGGAUGCCAACGCCAGCUCUCCACUGGACUCCUCCGAGAUCAUGCUGGAACUCAACGAACAUGGCAAGAGACGUACCCCGGACAGGACCAAAGAGAGCGCAGGGGACAGGGAUGGCUUGCACCCGGAACACCUGGCCAAACGUCCAUGCACAGUGAGCCCCAGUCAGCGCUUCAGCCCCAGCAGUGGCUUACCUGCACAUCCGCCCCCUAAUGGCCUACCAACGCACCCACCCAAUGGUCUGCCACAUCCUAACCCUCCUGCCCCGCAGCAUUACCGGUUGGAAGACAUGGCACUCGCCCACCACUACAGAGAUGCUUACAGACAUGCAGAGCACAGGGACGUCCGGGAUCGUCACCGGCAAUCAGCCGUGCAUGGAGCACGUCAAGAGGAAGUGAUUGAUCAUCGGCUGACAGACCGCGAGUGGGCUGAGGAAUGGAAGCACCUAGAUAACUUGCUGAACUGCAUCAUGGAUAUGGUGGAGAAGACGCGGCGUUCCCUCACUGUGCUGCGACGCUGCCAGGAGGCGGACCGCGAGGAAAUGAACCACUGGAUCCGUCGCUAUAGCGACGUGGAGGAUAUGAAAAAAGGUGGGAGCUCCGCCCAGCGGCCUCCUCCUCUUCCUCCCCACCACAACUCUUCCUCCUCCAACACUUCUAACAGCAGCGACACACAGCCGCUAGAAAUCCACAGAGAUUUCCUGCACCGGCCCCCUUCAGGCUACCUGCCCGAGGAGAUCUGGCGAAAGGCUGGUUCUACAAGUAUCCCGCUUUCGCCAGCAUUAAAGCAACUUCAGAACAAGCAGGAGGAGGCAGUAAAUGAAGUGAAGAGGCAGGCCAUGUCAGAGCUGCAGAAGGCGGUGUCGGAUGCUGAGAGGAAAGCUCACGAGAUGAUCUCUGCUGAGCGCUCCAAGAUGGAGAGAGCUCUGGCCGAGGCUAAGAGACAGGCCUCUGAGGACGCAUUGACUGUCAUUAACCAGCAGGAGGACUCCAGUGAAUCCGUGUCCCUCCCGCAGAGCUGUUGGAACUGUGGUCGCAAGGCUAGCGAGACAUGCAGCGGAUGCAACACCGCACGCUACUGUGGCUCCUUCUGCCAGCACAAGGACUGGGAGAAGCACCAUCACGUUUGCAGCCAGGGCCUGCCUGGGAGUAGCGGUGUGCCACUUGGGACACCAUCUACCACCUCCACCUCGUCCAGUGCACCCCCCACACAUUCGGAGAGCACCCCUCCAGGACCCCUUUCCCUGGCUGGGCAAACCAGCAGCAGUGGCAGUCCUAAGGAAGCGAGCUCCAGCAGUGUUUCUCGCUCAACUACUCCAGCAACACCCGCCCUGAUGGAUUCCUCGUCCCGCUGACUGAUGAACCCCAAAACCUAACCCCCGCCCAGCCACGUCUACUGCUGCUACAGCAUCCUUCAUCCAAAACAAGCUGAGGAACCUCCACCAUACUUACCCCUCCUCUGAACUACAGCAACCUGGCUUUCACAUCUAUGUUAAGCUCUUGUUUUCUCAAUCUCCAAAAAAACCCCAUCAAAGUUUAGAUUCUUUCACAAAAGGGUCUACUGUGCUAAACUCAACAUGAGCAGGGUCUAUAAUACUGGAUGCCACCAAGAAAGCCAGGGAAACACGUACAGUUACACAUGUUUUAGGCAUGGCCUCAGUAACCUACACCCUUUAAGUGAGGUGUGCUCUGUGAGAACUGGAGUCACACCAUACUUUGAACACGUCCUGACCCAGGUGGGACUACAUGUAUGUAGGUUGGACAGGCAGGUGCCACAAGAGCACAUUGCUGCUCAGAAAGCUUCCACCACAGAGCUACUUCCUCACAACAUGACACACUGCAUUUCAUUUUUUGGCUUUAAUUAAAACAAAAGAAAUGUCCAAAAAUCCAAAAGAAAUAAUAAUGAUGAUAAUAAAAAGAAGAAGAACCUGUUAACUACCUUGCUAGCGAGCCAAGAAAAUCUACACCAGACUCACCUCUCUGUACUGAUGUGAACCCAAAUGAAUUUUAAGUGAAAACAAAAAAGAACAUGAUCCAAACCUUUUUAUUACACUGCCAAAGUUACCAAGAAGCACUCAUCUUGUAACCAAACGCAAACAACUUCACCUCCUCAGCAGUAAAGCCAGCCCAGAGUUCCACAGGCUGUGGAGAGGUGGCAUGGUGACUAGACACUCAAACCUUCACUGUGCCCACCUUGACCUUGAGGAACGCAGACUUUAGCCCGGAUCCAUCUCUACGGCAAUGGAGGGUCGCACCUGGGAUGUUUAAAGCACGUCACCCAGUCCGCCGCAAAGAGAAAUGACAUGAAAACGAAAGAAAAGGCAAGGAUUAGUAAACGAAAAGAGACAAAAGGAAGGACGAACGGCAACGGAAUUGCCAAAAACCUCAAUGGAUUGUACACUAAGAACGAGCCUUUUCUUCUGAAACAUUUUCGUUUGGUUUUCCUAAUGCUGAGACAUUUCAUUUUGUUGUACGAUUUCACUCUCCCUCGUUUUCCAAAGCAUGACAAGACUGUAGAGUCUCACGAGACUGGCGUAGACUUGGUUCUCUUUUCUCUCGCUCUUUCUACCUCCCCCCAUCCUCUAUGUGUUUAUCCCUUUUGUCUCCUGACAGAAGCUCUAAGCAGAUAUCCAUGAAGGGAUCAAACGUUGCUUGUAGAUAUUACUUUGUUUCUGGAUGUCUCUGUCUUCAAUAUCUGCUUGUGUGCGUACUCAGAAUGAGGAACGCGAUUCUUUCUUUGUCUUCUUUUAGGUUUCAGCCGAACAUUGGACGGAAAAAGACACUCUAAUGGGGGAGAAGCUGUGUUGUACCUAUUGUUUGAUUUGUUGUAUCAAUAUUGAUGAUGAGAAUCCUCAUGUAGAAUAUUUUAUAUUGCUCGCAUUGUAAGACAGUGAGAGAACGGAGGUGCAAUAUGGAACGAGAAUUCAGCUACUGAAUGGAACCUCAGAAACGGCCCUUAGGGUACCUUAUAAUAUAAAUAUACAUAUAAAUAUAUCUAAAAUUACCACAGUAAAUUAAUGUGAAUGUACAUAGUAUUUAAAAAGAGGUCCAAAAAUGAGUUUGCCAAAUAACAGAAACCUUUAAAGUAUAAUGUCUAGAACUUAAUUUCUCUCCAUUUAAUCUUUUCUGUCUGACUGAUCAUUUUUACAACGUCUGUUGUAAUGGCGGAGGAGGAAGAGGUGUUCACAUCACUGCUCGUGUAGAGGACUCUGCUGACGGACGCGUAAAGUGAGGCGCUUUUGUAGCCAUAAGCGUGUCGACGCAAACGGCAUCGCUUCAAAGACACGCCAAACCACAAUAGACUGACCUAGCUUGCCCCGCUGAGAAGUUCCCAGACUGGGAUUUGGGAUAGAAUCUGUGUGAAACAUUGCCAUCCUUUGGGCCAAAGUGUCACUGCAGUGGUCCAAUGUGUAAUUUGCACACACAAACACACAUGCAUGCACAUACAAUCACAAAACCAAACCCUCGAUUGUCCAUGGUCCAAGUGUCUGACACCAGAAUCAAGCAAACACUAUUGAUGGUUCUCAACUGGUUUUGCUUAAGUACCCAGAUUUUACUUGCAGAUUUGACAACAGGACAACAUAAUACCAAACAUAAACCAUAUUUAUUGUAAUCUGGAAAACAACAAUAGAAGAUCAAGCUCUGCUGAUUACAACGUUCAUGUUCGUUAAAGGUAAAAAAUACUUGUGAGUUUCGCCACCAGCUUACACUUGCAGCCCUGUUUACAGCCUUUGUUUUGGUCAGUUCUGAAUUUCUGCCAGCUAAUUUAUAAUGCUCAUUACGUGGCGUACCUCUGAUACGGACCAAACUUGAAAGGCCUGUUUGUUGCUCAUUCUAUUUUGUUGUAGCUUUAAGCGUUGAUAGUUUAAUUUGUCACAUGGCAUAUUCGAUUCUUAACAGAUUUCUAAGGUAAUAUAUGAACUCAUCCUGAAAAUAUCAGCAACACAUGACCCCAAACCAGUGGGCUACUAAAACACCAGUCUGAUGAAGUAGGUGUCUCUCUCUCCCUCCAUUUUGAGGAGGAAUUUUAAUGAACCAUCCUCUCUUUGCCUACUAGCUACCUCCUGUAAACAAAUCCAAGACAUUUUGUGCUUGGAGAAUCAAACCACUAGCAGACAUGCAAAUCUAUCAUCCUGCCUGAGCUAACCAGGACAUUUCAGCAUAGAAAUCUGCGUCAGUAACUAUCCUCAGUUCUCAGUUACAUUCAAAUGUCUGUGCCAUUAAAUGGAUGUGUUAUUAUUCAGGUAGCUAGCUAUAAACGUUGACAGUUUAAACUAACUUGCACAGCAAGAUUCUCUUCAAACUGUUGCGCUACCAUGACUUUAGUUUACUUGACUGUAGAAAAAUAGCGCCCCUUGUGGCAAGUCUUACAAUUGUUGCAUCAUGAACUGCAUUCUGACACAUUUGGAUUGCGAAAUUGAGCUUGCCUAGCUGUACUUGCUUAGAAUGUUUUGAGCCCUGAACAUAAACAUAUCUCAUAAAUAUCCAAAAUGAUAAAAGCACAGACCAAAGCAUAACUGCACAUCCACAUUCGUUGUCGGCUGAAAAAGCAAACGGAACGUGGGUGACCGACUACACCCAUAAACCAAAGUGUACAAAAUGACCAUAUUGAAAGCACAAGAUGACAGUAAACACGUCAAGGGAAGAGAUCAGUACUACAAUUCCAAGCCGGGAAGUGCUUGUUCCUGGCAUCCAAAGCAUCAGAUAAGAUUACAAAUGCUUCUUACAUUGAAACCAACCUUGCUCAAAGACUUCAUUGUGGGAAUGCAUGAGUGUGAGUGAGAGAUACUUUCUAUUAAUGAUUUUGCUAAGGAACUUACUUGAAUCUCCAGAGCUUUAAAAUAACACCAUUUGCAAAGUUGUACUAGAGAGUUCCCAUAAACUCAUUUUAAGCUUUGCGUGUCUGCUAGUCCAGAACUCAUACAAGCAUAUGUUUGCAAUAUUUUUGGCCAUUCUGUUCCAAAACCAAAAUCGAACCAAAACAAGAGCAUGCAAAUGCAUCUUCCACUGUGUACUGUAAUUCUGCUGUCAUUCGGCAUAUGGAAGGGCCCUCGUUCUCAAAGCAAAUCUCUGGAUUCGGUCAGCAUUUGGCCUUGUCAGUGGACCCAAGUUGGGCAGCUGCUCCGUUCAAAGGUUGACAUCGGGAGAGAGAGAAACUACAUCCUACACAUUCAGCAAACAUACUCUUGAAGUAACAUGGAUGCUGAAGGUCAACUAUUCUGCAGUUACAGCUUAAACCAGCUUAAGCUGGUUUCAGAGAGGGUUUGUCAAGUAGUCUGGCUGGGAGACUAGCUAAACCAGCUUAAACCAGCUAAGACCAGCAAACCAUUGCACUUCACUAAUGUUUUAUUUUCUUGAUUUUUAAAUGACUAUAACAUCCACUAAGGCUAACAGCAAAAACAUUUUUAUCAGAGAACACGCAAGGCUGUAGUAGUAGAAACCUUACACUACUGUAGAUCCGAACAGAGGGGCAGGCAUAGAACAUGCACAUGAUAAAUGCCAUAACAGCAAGAUAUAUAUUUAUGUACUAACAACGGCUUGGGUUUGAUACAUUGAUAUACUGUAUUGUGCAAUACAUCAUUACAGGAGAAGGCAUUGUUUCAGUAGGAAAGGUUGGUGUGUUAAAAUGUUUUCUUGUUUUCUCUUUCAAGGUCCUGUUAUCAUUCUCUAGAUGAUGUGAACUGUGCCAGGAGAGUUUUAUUUAUUUCUUGCAUGCUCUUUUCCCCCCUUUUGCAAUUCCCUCACCCUCUCUUACUGUGCGCUUUGUUGGACAUGUGACGCUGUAAACAUUCUAAAUCAGGUUAUUGUCUGUGUUGAGAUACGUAUCUGUGUAAUUAAAAAAGACAGUGAAAAAUG